AUCACCCCAUAUGCCAUACCAGCAUCCUGAUCAUGGCCAUACCCCACACCAAUGUCCUGAUCACCGCCAUACCCUAUACGAGCAUUAUGAUCACCACCAUACUCCAUACCAGCAUUCUGAUCACAGCCAUACCCCAUACCAGUGUCCUGAUCACCAUCAUACCCCAUACCAGCAUUCUGAUCACUGCCAUACCCCAUACCAGCAUUCUGAUCACCACUAUACCCUAUACCAGCAUCCUGAUCACCACCAUACCCCACACCAGUAUCUUGAUCACCCCCAUUCCCCAUCCCAGCAUCCUGACUACUGCCAUACCAGCGUCCUGAUCACCUCCAUACCCCAUACCAGCAUCCUGAUCACUGCCAUACAUGCUACCAGAUUCCUGAUCAUUGCCAUGCCCCAUAUCAGCAUCCUCAUUACUGCCAAACUCAAUACCAAUGUCCUGAUCCCCACCAUACUCCAUACCAACAUUCUGAUCGCCCCAUAUCAGCGUCCUGAUAACCGCCAUAUGUCAAACCAACGUCCAGCAUUUUGUAGGCUCUAUAGCUUUCACACAGACACACAG
Staurois parvus is the source of this 562-nucleotide messenger RNA. The record is from the annotation of a GenBank genome assembly. Lineage: Eukaryota; Metazoa; Chordata; Amphibia; Anura; Ranidae.